Messenger RNA from Diachasma alloeum, 1924 nucleotides. RefSeq names its product U3 small nucleolar RNA-associated protein 6 homolog. Gene Ontology annotation, biological process: maturation of SSU-rRNA from tricistronic rRNA transcript (SSU-rRNA, 5.8S rRNA, LSU-rRNA). Bases 105 to 1898 code for a protein of 597 amino acids. The record is from RefSeq and is a predicted model, not a curated record. NCBI's taxonomy places the organism in Eukaryota, Metazoa, Arthropoda, Insecta, Hymenoptera, Braconidae. Gene Ontology annotation, molecular function: protein binding; snoRNA binding. Gene Ontology annotation, cellular component: small-subunit processome; Pwp2p-containing subcomplex of 90S preribosome. The transcript is spliced from 5 exons.
CAGAGUUUGGCAACACGUGUGUGCGUGUGUUUAAAUGUUUAUCAUCGUGAUUUAACGAUAUUUCCGUUGUUCACUUUGACACUGGAGUCAAUUAAUCACAAAAUAUGGCUGAAAGAGUGCAAAAACGGUGUGAAAACUCGGUGCAGCACCUGGAGCUGAUGGAAAAGAUUAAAUUGUUCGAUGCGCGUGAAAUCAGAGGAAUCAUCAAAAAACGAAAAGACUACGAAUACAAACUUUCGAGAACAAUCAAAAGUAAAGAGGAUUACUUACGGUAUAUUCAGUAUGAAAUGGAUCUCCUGAAGCUCCUGAGGCAGCGAAGAACGAAAUUUGGAAUCACUCAGAAAAAACGUGACAUUGAUUAUGGAAUCGUCAACAGAGUGAUGAAUUUGUAUAGAGAGGCACUAGAGAGAUUCAAAGACGAUUUGAGAUUUUAUGUUGCUUACAUGAAGUUUUGUAAACAAGUCGGCUACAAUGAUGUUGUCAGUCGAACACUUACCGAGAUGCUUCAAAUUCACGGAGAUAAACCAAAGUGCCAUCACAUUGCUGGCAAAUGGGAGCUCGAGGAAAGGAAGAACAUCAAUAAUGCACGAACUUAUUUUAUAAAUGGUAUUAAUCAUCAUCAGGAUUCCCAAUUGCUCUACACCGAUGCAUUUCAAUUGGAAUUAGAUCAAGCAGACGAAGCAUCUCAAAAGUCAGACGACACCCCUGACGCCUCCUCCGAAAUCGCAGAGGAAAUGCCCCUAGGUAUAAAAAGAGCGUUGAUAAUCUACAAAAUGGCAUUUAAAAAAGUGAAAGACGUCACGUUCAUAAUCAACCUCCUAAACCUCUGUAAACUCCACAAAAACACUAAAAACCUGCAGAACGAGAUAAUUUCAGACCUCACCAAAGAAUACUCGAACAAGCCUCAGAUGUGGGAGACGAUGGCAAGACGAGAACUAGAAGGCCUUUCCUAUGAUCCAAAUCAAGAAGAAUCCAUGGAGGUGGAAACUACAAAGGACCAGAACUCUUUACGGGAUCGAAUCACGAACUGCAACGAGGUGUACCAAGCUGCAGUUAAAAAACUCAAAUCAGAGACAAUGUGGUCACUUUACAUCGACUGUCUCCUCGAGAUUAACCAAGAUCUAUCACAUCUUCCUAAUUACAAAAGAAAGUUGCUGAAGAAUGCGUUGAUCCAAGCUGAUCAAGCCAAAAAAUUAGAGGAAAAAUAUUAUCUUUAUUGGCUUGAGAUGUUGACAACCGACAAAAAAGACGAAACUUCUGAAGAAAAAUUGUAUCAGGUUAUGUGUUAUGGAACAGACGCAAUUCCAACGAGUGUAAAUCUAUGGACAACAAAGAUAAAACACUUGAUAAACUCUGGAAAAGAUUCUCUGGUCACUGAAGAAUUCGCUAAAGCUUCUAAAUUACUAGGAGGAAAGGCUCUACCUCUUUGGCGGAUGAAAUUACUCUAUUUCCAAGCUAAAUAUCCUCAAAAGGUCCAUGAGAUUUUUGUGGAAGCUAUGAAGAGUGAUGUAGAAAUUUCUAAAGAGAUGAAACCCGCCUACAUCGAGUGGUUAGUGUUGACCAAAGGAAUUGAAGCUGCGAGACAACAAUACAAUGAACUCGCGAUUCAACCUCCUACGUGUUUGGAACUGCAUAAGAAGAUGUUGGAGCUGGAAAUGAUUCAGCCGAAGAUCUGUAAGCAGAGUGCGAGAAAACCUCAUGAACUUGCGACACUGCAUUAUGGGAAAUCAAACACUCAAGUGUGGAUUGAUUUCAUUCUAUUCGAGAUGAAGCAUGGAGAGCCGAUGAGGGUGACGGAUAUUCACAGGAGGGCUGUUAAGACAUUGCAGCCAGCAUUGACUGAUGCGUUCAUCACGGAGUACAGUCUCAUUAAGGCUAAUCCAGAUACAAUUAUGUAAUAGAAUACAAUAAGUUAAAUUGAUAA